GUGAGCUGUGAUUGGUCACAGCUUGUCACAUGGUACAAGGCUGUUGUGAAUAGCCUUGUACCAUGUGACCCUCUGUGAUCAUUCACAGAUUUCAUACGUAGUAAGCAAUGAUGUCAGAAGUGAUAUCUUGCUUACACCUAUUCAUGUGAUCACUGAUUGGGCAAUCAGUGAUCACAUGAUCGGGACUUUACACAGAGGUCCCGUACAGCGAUCGGUGUAUCAUUUUGGAUUGUGCGUGCUCCGUAUCGUGGUGCUGUGUGCUCCCAGGGAGUGCGCACAAUCCACAAUCCAAAAUGGUGGGUGCCAUUUAUGA
Messenger RNA from Staurois parvus, 313 nucleotides. NCBI's taxonomy places the organism in Eukaryota, Metazoa, Chordata, Amphibia, Anura, Ranidae. The record is from the annotation of a GenBank genome assembly.